AUGGGGAAACUGUCUGACGGGGGCUGGGAGUUGUGUGAUGAUCCGCUCUACCGGCCCUUGAAGGGCGACUGUCUGGUUUAUUCAUACGGAAUCAAUUUUGAUUACUCCUAUGACGACGAUAUGGCCAGGUACGGGUGUGAGAUUCAUGCAUUUGAUCCAAGCAUGAACCUAGGGCCCCAUCUCCGCGGGGAGCGUGUGUUCUUCCAUCCGUACGGAGUUGGGGCCAGCAACAAGAGCAUCAUCUCGCCCAAGAACGAUCACUGGCAGCUGUAUUCCAUAGAAGAACACCGGAAGCUGCUCCAACACACUCCUAAUCAGAGACGGCUGGACAUUGUCAAGAUGGACGUGGAGGGACACGAAUGGGAGUCCCUGAUGAAAGCACUGGACGAUGGCAGUUUGGCCGAUGUCCGACAGCUGGCCUUUGAGACCCACGUUAGUUGGUCAAAGAGCGAUCCUACAAAAGAAGAGUAUCUGAAGUUCCUGGCUCUGUUCAGAAAAGUAUACCAGAACGGAUUCCGAAUCUACGUCACACACAGGAACUAUCAAUGGAGUGCUUUUGAGAGUUUACUUGUCGAAGGCAAAACUCUGGCGCACUGCCACGAAGUGCACACAAUUAACAUCAACAUUAAAAACACCGUGAAAGACGAUGGGACUGUUGCUGGCGAUGGGGAAGUUACAGAUGCAACGCGGCAAGCCAGACAUAAUCAGCAGCUUGAGUUACUGGAGAAGGAGAAAUUAUGGUAUCAGAAAGUUCGAGCGCCAAAACGGAGAAAUAUAAACAAAG
This is a messenger RNA of Candidula unifasciata, 784 nucleotides long. The record is from the annotation of a GenBank genome assembly. NCBI's taxonomy places the organism in Eukaryota, Metazoa, Mollusca, Gastropoda, Stylommatophora, Geomitridae.